Messenger RNA from Halteromyces radiatus, 1179 nucleotides. Its product is annotated as Cullin binding-domain-containing protein. The coding region runs from base 238 to 1065 and encodes 275 amino acids. The transcript has 6 exons. NCBI's taxonomy places the organism in Eukaryota, Fungi, Mucoromycota, Mucoromycetes, Mucorales, Cunninghamellaceae. Gene Ontology annotation, biological process: protein neddylation; positive regulation of ubiquitin-protein transferase activity. Gene Ontology annotation, molecular function: ubiquitin-like protein binding; ubiquitin conjugating enzyme binding; cullin family protein binding. The record is from RefSeq and is a predicted model, not a curated record. Gene Ontology annotation, cellular component: ubiquitin ligase complex.
UUUUUUUUUUUUGUUGGAUUGGUACAUUUAUCGGUUGUUUUAUCUUUAUAUUUCUGCCAUCCUUAUCUCUCUCUCUCUCUCCUGUCUUGAAUACAAACUAACAUUUAAUUACUGUAUAUCUCUGUUGUUGCCUCUCUCUGGUCACUAUUGUCCUCAAUUCCAGCAAUAUUGACAUAGUAUUACCUUUUUGUGUAAUCAACUACCUUUGUUUAGGCUCAACUAUCCAUCCAUCCUUCCAUGUCUUUAAAGCGAAUCUUCUCCUACUAUAACAACGAUUAUCAAUUCAUGGGAUCCAAACAAAGUACUUUGACUCCAACACAACUUCAACAUCAACAGAAACGUGCCAAACGAGCUACUGGUCAGUUCUCAUCCAAUACCAAUCUACAACAUCUUCCUAGUUAUCCUGCUGCAACAAAACUGUACAAGCAUUCAACAACAACAACUAUACCAAAACAAAAACAAGUGACAGAACCAGUGUUCAACGCCCAAUUAUGUUUACAAUGGUUUCAGCGAUAUGCUGAUCCUGAUACCCCAACCUCUAUAUCUCCUGAAGGCAUGCAACAAUUCUUACAAGAUCUCGGUAUAUCGGUGGAAGAAAGGAUGGCCAUUGUGGUUGCUUGGAAACUGAAUAUAUCUACAAUGGGUUACAUUACACAACAAGAAUGGAUGACUGGUAUGCAACAACUAGGCAUUGAUCACCAAGAACAAUUAGUCAAGCAACGACUUGAUGAAUUUGAAUCGGCGCUGCAGGAUGUUGACAACUUUAAGAAAUUCUAUCGAUAUACUUUUGAUUAUGGUAAGAACAAGGAUCAGAAAUGUAUGGAUGUGGAUGUAGCAUGUGCUCUAUGGAAUGUGUUAUUUGAUGAUACCUUUACCCUGGUGAACCACUUUGUUCAAUUCUUACAAGAAAUGCAUCCUGUACGUGUCAUUAAUCGUGACCAAUGGCAAAGCUUUCUAGAAUUCGUUACCACCGUCUCUGAUGAUUUAUCAGACCAUGAUGAAACUGCUGCAUGGCCUGUACUUUUUGACGAGUUUGUUGAAUGGAAAAGAAAUUCUUCAUCGUAGAUCCCCCCUCUCUCUCUAUAUCAUAGGAUAGAAAAAAAAAAUUUUUUUUGUUAGUCUAGUUAUUUUGUUUGAUAUUUUAAUUCAAUUAAUAUACAAUCUUCUUUUAUAUUAUUA